UAGUGCUAAUCUACAGUGCACGGCAUUCGCAACUAACUUUUUACUAUAUAUUUGAUGAGUAAUGACUGCUGCUGCUGAUCUGUCCAAUUUUCUUCUCGGCUGUUGCGGAUGCGGGUUAUGCGGUUUACGUGUGAUCCAGUGUAAACAGAGCGGUGGGCGUCGCGAAAUUUUUAGGAUGCCCUUGCAAGGUCUUCUCAGGCGUGCUUCUGGAAUGCUAGGGGCUGGUCACAACAUUCAAGUUAAACCUUCUCAUGGAGACGGGGAAAUUUUAUUCUCCAAGAAUAAUGUGUGUGUGCACACUCCAUCUCAAUUUCGGAAUGAAGGCUCAAGUAUUCAUCAUCCAGGAUACCUCGUAGUGCGCUGUCGACACACCUGCAAGAAUAGUAAUUCAAAUGGGACCACUAUCCAUGAAGAAACUGAUGCCUGCUCUGCAAUUGAUCCCAAAGACUCUGAGUUGCUCCCAUUUGGAAGCUCUAACACCACUCUUACACUCACGUGGAUCCCUAAUGAAAAGCUUGCUAAAAAUCAUGAUCUCAUAUCACAACUCAAUCCUGAUGUGUGUGGCAGUGCAAGCCGAAGUUGUUCUCCCUGUCGCUUCUCUGACUGUGAAAGCAUAUCGUUGUCCUCUUACUGCUGCAACACCGACACUCAUUGCACAGCUUCACUUGCAAGCAAAAGUUAUGAAGAGAGUACAGCAUUGGUGUCUUCUGAGGCAUCCACCACUGAAGCAUUGAGUGAAAACCCACUUCAGCCAAGAGGAUCAUGUAACCAAGAACAUGAAAUUUCUUCUAAUCCAACUUUUGGCCCGCCCAUUGAUAGUGCUGAUACUUUGACAUCUCACGCUUUGGACACUUCUCCCUCUACUCCAUCAAAUGAAUGUGAAUCUGAAGCUGAUAAAGUCUCUGAGACCUACCGAGACUCGGGUGUAGUUGCAGAUAGUGUUGCAGACACGUCAUUCAUUACUGAAUUAACUAAUACUUCUUGUAAUGACAAUAACAAAGAAGAUGAGGAUGAAACUGGCGUGUUCUUGUCCAGUGGAAGCAGUGGAAAUUUGGGAGAAAUUCAAGAUCUGGUUAUCGGAGCUUUGAACGACAAUAGCUCAACAAGAUCUGCCUUCACAGAACUUUCCACUAACAAUGAGACUCAUGAAGUAGAUGAGAAUAACGUUUCAUCUAUUAAUGUUGAGGAAAAUCUUCCUGUCUCAGGCGUUGAGGCUGGAAAUAUUUCCAAAAUCAACUCUAGCAGCUCGGAGUUGAAUGCUGAUGAAAGUUUUUUAGAGCUCAAAAAGCUGAAUUCCAAUCUCACUAAUGGAGAAGCUUUGCAUUUAGAAAAGGCUCCUCAUGAUACCAGCUUUGAUUCUUCGCCAGAGCCCCAUAACCCAACUUAUGAAGCAAUUUAUCCAAAUGAUCAAGAUGGAGUUUGGUUUGAAGGCAGUGCUGAGAGCAUGGCAUAUUCUGCCAAUCUGGCAUUUCCGGAGUGGCCCCCCUCAAUGUCUUCAUCAUUUAGCUCAGGCGUUUCGCAGAACUUCAGUGGUGUAUCAGGCAUCUCAGGAGGUGGUCGAUUUUGUGCAGCUCCUUCAUCUCAUAAUGAGGGCUGUAAUUGUUGUUUCAAGAACACGUCUCAUCAUAGCAAUAAAGUGGCCAUCUUCAAUGUUGAUCUUGGAGAGAUGCGCUCAUUGCGGCUGUUCUUCAGUGAUGGUACAGGAUGCAGAGGUCAGCUCGUCAUUGCAAGCAAGGAGAGUCAGUACAAGAUCCUGCACUUCCAUCACUCUGGCCUUGAUAAACUUGCUGCUGUGUUUGAAGACUGGAAUUUUCUGGUCAAUCCUCGAGAUAGUUCAAGUGGGAAUGGCGGUCGUGCAUGCAAAGAAACUACUGGUGCGUCAUGUACGGACGACUCUGCUAACGGAAGGACCCCCUUUAAGCAGUUUUCAGUAUGCAGACCCACGGUAAUGGCUCAGGAGCUUCAUCCUGAUGAGGGCACUGUAAGGGAGCUAGAUGCAGAAGACUGGCUGGCAUAUUUUUCUGAGUCUGGCGUGAUCGAAGACGACGUCAGUCUACGAAGACGUAUUUUCCUCGGUGGACUGGAGCCUCAGCUGCGGUCCAGCGUGUGGCCCUUUCUGUUGCACUGCUACCCUUACUCGUCUACCUUCGCUCAGCGUCAGCAGCUCACUGACCAAAAUAGGGAACUCUACCAUAAGCUCACUGAGCGUCGUGAGAAACUAGAAGGCAUAGAACGGGAGGAGUUCUGGAAGUCAGUUCAGUGCACCGUUGAGAAAGACGUCGUCAGGACUGACAGGACGAACCCAUGCUUUGCUGGCAACGACAAUCCAAAUCUCACCAAAAUGAAGAAUAUUCUACUCAACUUUGCCCUGCAUCGCCCUGACAUCGGGUACACGCAGGGGAUGUCGGACAUACUGGCCCCAAUAUUAGCUGAAGUGCGCUGCGAGCCAGAUGUCUUUUGGUGCUUCACUGGGCUCAUGAGCAAGACCACGUUCGUUACCUCGCCCACCGACACCGAUAUGGAAAAGAAUCUUAGUUAUCUUCGGGAGUUGCUGCGACUGAUGGUGCCGGAUUUUUACGAGCACAUCACUGCUCAGCCUGACGGUCAUUUCCUUCUCUUCUGUCACCGCUGGAUAUUACUAUGUUUCAAGCGAGAAUUUGCGGAGAAGAGCGUGCUGUCAUUAUGGGAGGCGUGCUGGAGCCAUUAUCAGACGGACUAUUUCCACUUGUUUGUGGCAGUAGCAGUUGUGUGCGUCUACGGACGGGAAGUUACAGAACAAAAAUUUCGGCCUGACGAGACUCUGCUGUAUUUCACAUCACUCGCUCAUCACAUGGACGCCAGUGUUGUGCUCAAAAAGGCUCGAGGUCUCCUACAUCAGUUCCGUACGCUAUCUCAGGUUCCAUGUGGUGUUGUAGGCCUUUGUGAACUCUGUGGUCCAGGAAUAUGGGACUCGGGUCACAACCCCACGUUCGUUUGUACGGGGCACCCCGAUGACGUCCCUUGUCCCGGGGAGGCGAGAUCCCGCGUAUCUGACGCCCAAGAAUAUACCGGAAUAUGUUCGUGAGUUCGCGAUUUUCCUGUGAGGAUUUUUGCGCUCUCUGUGCUGGCGCUAUAGCGUAUUGCAUGAUCUGUUACUUUCAAUAACAAAACUAAAAGCAAGAUUUUCCGUAUCAAGUUUGGCACAAUGGAUGUAGUUUUUGGGAAAGAACAAAAUGUUGAUUUCAACGUAACUACUUGAUCAAAAUAUUACAUUGACAAUAUAAUAAUAGUUACUAUACAAGUUGCCCGAAUUUUCAUCAUAACCUAAGCUCGGUUGGGUAUAUAAUAACCAAUGCAGAGACAUUCAGUUCCACUCGUUAUUGCUUUAAAUAAAUGUUCACAUGAAUAAAGUACGAGAUUUCGACAUGCUCUCUGACCAUAUGUGUAUCGAUGUUGCUAAGGUUGAACGAUUAUUCCAGUACGACGCAUUGUUACUGCAUGCCUCAUUAAGGUUUCCUCAUUAUUUAACAUGUAAACCAGUAAGCUGUACUUUGUCUGCGCUUGGACUGUGUAUAGUGCUUUUAGGAAUGAUUUGCUAUAUGUUCUCAAUGAGCUACCAAUUGAAAUCUUCGGCCCUAUUCUCACUUCGAGUCACCGACUUGUGGAACAGCCUUCUUGAUGGCAUCGUUGAUGCUCCGAGUAUGAACGCCUUUAAGAACAGUCUAGACGAAGC
This is a messenger RNA of Hyalella azteca, 3712 nucleotides long. RefSeq names its product TBC1 domain family member 16 (gene TBC1D16). The coding region runs from base 62 to 3064 and encodes 1000 amino acids. The record is from RefSeq and is a predicted model, not a curated record. Gene Ontology annotation, cellular component: early endosome. Gene Ontology annotation, molecular function: GTPase activator activity. Lineage: Eukaryota; Metazoa; Arthropoda; Malacostraca; Amphipoda; Hyalellidae. Gene Ontology annotation, biological process: activation of GTPase activity. The transcript is spliced from 15 exons.